Molecule: messenger RNA, 4186 nt
Organism: Drosophila mojavensis
Lineage: Eukaryota; Metazoa; Arthropoda; Insecta; Diptera; Drosophilidae
Product: monocarboxylate transporter 14
Exons: 6
Coding region: 418-3303 (961 amino acids)
Biological process (GO): monocarboxylic acid transport; transmembrane transport
Molecular function (GO): monocarboxylic acid transmembrane transporter activity
Source: RefSeq, a predicted model, not a curated record
GCUAACUAUUCAAGUUUCCAAACAAUAAAUAAAUAAAUAAAACAAAAAGAAAGCGAAAGGAAAAGAAAUUUUCGAGUGCACAGAAAAUUUUUCGAUUCAUUCUUGGAAAAACUUGAGACGCGCCGAGUUUGCUUAGGCAAACAUACAGUGUGAGGAGUUGAAGAGAGUUGAUAUUUUGGAAUUGGGGAUUCAGGCGAAGCGUAAGCAAUACAAAUCCAAAUCCAAAACCACCUACAGCUACAGCUACUUAAUAAAUAAUAUAGAAAUUCUUGCUGAAAUCUAUGUAACGGUGUUCACAAUUAAUUGCAACAACAAGUGCAAAUUUUUACGAGCUGCUUUUAAACAACCAAAUUAUAGUAAAUAUAAUAAAACGAAAUAUUGCAAGUGAGAGGUUAUUCAAUUAGAGCCCAAGACAAGAUGGCCAAGCCAUCAGCAACACGGAGUGACAGCAGCAACAACUGCAAGAAUCAACGCAGUGGCAACGGCAGCAACAGCAACAACAACACAAAUCCGGCUGCCUUCAACAACAAUAAUAACAAUAGCAAUAAUAAUAUGAAUAAUAGUAGCAGUAAAUUGAACGGCAACAUUUGCCAACCAACUCUACCCGCUCCGGCCAACACGCCGCUGAACAAGGCCAUCAAGCACGACCUCUUCCCGGAGGUGACAUUCUGCAAUCUGUCCGUGGAGGAGCUCAACGAUGGCGCCGGCCACAGUCGCACGACGGUGCGCAACAGCAUCAUUGCUCUGGAUGGCGAUGGCACCUUGACCAGCCUGAUGACCGGUAAUCAGGUGAAGAAGCGCAAGCGUUUGAUAUCGAAUGAAUCGGGUGAUUCCAUUGACUCGAGCAGCACGGAGAAGAAGACGCCCAAGAUGCCGGAUGGCGGCUAUGGUUGGGUCGUUGUCUUUGCCUCGCUGAUGAUAUCGCUCAUCUGGGAUGGUCUGUCCUUCUCCUUUGGCCUCAUCCACACGGAGCUGUUGGCCUACUUUGGUGAGUCGCCAACGAAGACGGCUUGGAUUAGUUCGUUGUUCUUCUCGGUGCCGCUGCUCAUGGGCCCCAUCUGGUCGAAUCUGGUGGAUAAAUACGGCUGCCGCAAGAUGACCAUACUGGGCGGGAUUGUUUCCGCCUUUGGCUUUGCCAUCUCCUCCGUCUGCAAUUCCAUUGAAAUGCUGAUGAUCACCUUUGGCAUCAUCAGCGGCCUGGGACUGGGCAUUGGCUAUGUGACGGCCGUGGUAUCGAUUGCCUUUUGGUUCGAUAAGAAGCGCAGCUUUGCCACAGGCAUCGGCGCCUCGGGCACGGGCAUUGGCACCUUCAUCUAUGCCCGCCUCACACAGUAUUUGGUGGACUCGUAUGGCUGGCGAGGCGCCACACUUAUUUUGGGCGGCACCAUGCUGAAUGCGUGUGUGUGCGGCGCUCUGAUGCGCGAUCCGGACUGGCUGAUCGAGGAGAACCGGCUGGAGAGCCGGUCGCAGAGUGUGACCACAUUUUCGAAUUCGAGCGUUUGUCUGGAGGAGAUCAGGAAGCUGCUGGAUACGGGCAUCACCAAGGAGGCCGUGCUGGAUACGCUGGUGACCAAGAAUAACACGGAGGCCAAUCAGCAGAUCGACGAUCCGCUCGACUCGAGCCUCAAGCGCUAUCGCAGCGAACUCUUCUUGCCCACAUUUCUCAGCAUCCAGGAGCUGGAUAGCAUUUGCGAGGUGAAGAGCUUGAGUCGUCGUUCGUUGCGGCUUAAGGAGGGCGCCGAGGCGCCAUCACGGGAAAAUCUUCUAUCCCUGUCGUCGGGCGCUGCAGCCUAUGGACCCACGGCUACUAUUCUCGGCUCGCCGGAUGAUACGCUCAUGGGCGGCAUACCGGCUGAGGUCGCGGAGGCGGCCAAGAAGAGCUAUUUGGCGUCGAUUGAAACACUGUCGCCGUCGGAGAAACGCUCCACGGUGGCGGGCACACCCAUUGGCUCGCUGCGCUCCUCGGACGAGGGCUAUCUCACCCAGAAGCACAACGAUGCGCAUUAUGCCAGCUCGCGGUAUUCCUUGAAUGAAAAUCUCUUUAUGGGCAAACACAAUUCGGCAUCGCUGUCCAAUCUGAGGGUCAAUGAGCAGCGCCACAACUCGGUGGACAUACUGAGCGAUGAUAUGCACGCCUAUUACAUGUCCAUCAAGGAAGAGACCUUUGCGCUGCUCGAUCAACAGGCACCCAGGCACCGACCAUAUGCAGCUGGUGCUGGAGCUGGUUCUGGUGCUGGUUCUGGUGCUGGAGCCGGUGCCUCUACAGUGAUUGCCAUACCCGAACACGAACAGGAUAACAGCGAGCUGGCCUUGCGCCGUUCCCGUCUGGACAGUAUUACGGGCAUUCGCCGUCUGUCGCGCUCCAAAAAGCCCAAUCCGCAUCGCUCGAAUCUGCGUCGUAACAUCUCCAUCAGGAACUCCAACUUCCUAAAGGAUAUGCGCAUACAUCGCAACUCCAUACAUUAUCGCGGUGCCAUGCUCAAUACGCAUCGAUAUCGUCUGCGCGCCUCCUCCUGCCCCAACAUCUAUCGCAACUCAAUGACCACCAUUGCCAAGGAGGAAGAAGACGUGAGUAGAGGAACUGGGUUGAUAUAUAAGUUGAAUGUAGACAGGGCGAAAAUAUGGACCUGGUAUGAGAGUUUUGUGGACACCAUGAAAUCGGUGUUUGAUUUCUCGCUCUUCUUGGAUAAAAAGUUUGCGCUCUUCAAUCUAUCGACAUUGUUUUUGUUCAUUUGGUUUAUCAUACCCUAUCUUUAUCUGCCCGAUUACAUGAAGACUUACAACUACGAGGUGAGCGUUAGCGCUGUGCUCAUAUCGGCAAUUGGCAUUGCGCAAACAGUGGGUAUGAUCGGCCUUGGCUACCUGGGCGAUCUGCCCUGGAUGAACAUCAAUAUUUGCUAUUCCAUAUGCAUGCUGAUUUGUGGUGCUUCGGUAUUUUUUAUGCCUAUGCUAAUAACCAGCUACAAUGGACUGAUGACCAUGUGUGUAAUAUUUGGAUUCACUUUUGCCAGCUCGUUUUCGUUUACGCCCAGCAUCUUGGUCAGUCUGGUUGAUUUGGAUGAUUUCACUUGUGCCUACGGUUUGGUGCUGCUGAUCCAGGGCGUUGGCAUGAUAGCCGGUCCGCCCAUAGCAGGUGCCAUUUUUGAAUAUACGGGCAGAUGGGACGACUCCUUCUACUAUGCGGGCAUAUUUAUAGCACUCUCCGGCGUCUGUUCGUAUAUGAUUGAGUUCUGUGAGGACAAAGCAACUAAGGAGAGUGAUAGUGAUGUCUCAGAGACUAAAAAAGCUCAACUUUUACAUUAGAUUACUUAGAUGAACACUCACACACAUACAGUAGAAGAAAAUGAAAACAAAAUAUAUACAUAUAUAAUUCAAGGUACUAAAAUUGACAAACUUCAGUGCAAUUAAGCAGCACUGCGGCCUCAGAAAAACACAAAAACAAAAGAGAAAACAAAAGUUAAUGGACUAGCAUUAAAUGUUAUCAAGUUUCUUAUGUCAAAUGCUGUUGCAGCUAAAAAAACAAAACAACAUAAAACUCAGAGCGAAUUAGUAGAUAAUUAAUUCAUUAUAUGUAAGCAGAAAAGCAAACAAAAACAAUUUGACUUGAAAACUAAUUAUUAAAACAACUAUAUUAGUUAACUAAAGCACUAGGACAACUACAUUGUACGUAUACUCCAAUACCGCACAUUAAAAAAACAACAACAACAACAAGAAAAACAUGAUAUACUAAUAAAAAGAUCAAACUAUACACAUUAUAUGAUUAUAAUAAUAUAAAUUCAAUAUAUCAAUUGCAGUGCAUCACUGCCAUGCGCAAAACGGGUUCCCCACAUUGUCUUCUUUAUUAACGCGAAUAAUAGUUAGAGAUAAACGUUCGAAAAGUAAUAUUCAAUAACUAAAUUAUAUACUAAUCUAAUAUAAAAGAAAUAUGCCUACAUUUUGAAAGAACAACCAAGAAAUAUACACAUAAACUAAACCAAUCUAUGUAACGUAUGCAAUAAAUUCAAAGACAAUUUUUCAAACAAUCUUAGCGAAAGUCUUCAAACAAAUUGAAAUUAACAAUAGCUACAACUUUUGUAAAUGGAGCAAUGUUGAAAUAAAAGUUUAGCACCCGAAUUGCAAAUGGUAUGCAACAAGUUUUUAUCAAUUUUUGUCAUUAAAGGAAAAAAACUAAAUAAAUAAAAAAAAA